AUGGCACGCCCCACUCCCUGCCGCUAGCCGCUGUUGUAUCCGAUGCUACUGAACAGAUUUGUCGCGAUACAAACUAGCUACACACUGGCAUUAAAACCACGAAAAGAUGCUCCUUCACGGGAUUAAAACAAUAAAAACUACAAGAAGAAGUCUGGGAAAACUUUACCCAACUGUGCCCAAACUUUGAUAGACUACAACAACCCAAUUCACUUCCCUUACAGUGUUAGCAUUGUUUUAUCUCACCACUAUUGGCCAUUGGACGCGUUUUUUGUGUGUUUUUUCUUCUUCUUCUGGAGCAGUCCAGUCUGAUGAAUUCACCGAAAAAAGACGGAGAUGAUGAUGUGCCCGUUAAAGACCCGGUAAAAUACGGCGAAUUGGUCAUUUUGGGGUACAAUGGCUCUCUUCCAAGUGGAGACCGUGGGCGCAGAAAGAGCCGCUUUGCUCUGUACCGAAGGGCCAAGGCUAAUGGUGUCAAGCCCAGCACUGUGCACAUCCUCAACACACCACAGGACAGCAAGGCUGUGCACAGCAGGGGGCAGCACAGCAUCUCUUUCACACUGUCCCGGAACCAGACGGUGGUGGUGGAGUACUGCCAUGACAACAACACAGACAUGUUCCAGAUCGGACGCUCCACAGAAAGCCCCAUUGACUUCGUGGUGACAGACACCUCUGGAGGGGGAAAGGAGGGGGAGGACCCCUCCAUCGCUCCCAGCACCAUCUCACGUUUUGCCUGCAGGGUGGUGUGUGAGCGCAACCCUCCUUACACUGCACGGAUCUAUGCCGCAGGCUUUGACUCCUCCAAAAAUAUCUUCCUAGGGGAGAAAGCUACCAAAUGGAAAAACCCUGAUGGGCACAUGGAUGGCCUGACCACCAACGGGGUGCUAGUGAUGCACCCGGAGGGGUUCCCAGAGGACCCCAAGCAGGGUCUGUGGAGGGAGAUCUCAGUCUGUGGUGAUGUCUACGCCCUGCGAGAGACACGCUCUGGACCCAGCCGGGGCAAACUGGCAGAGGGUGAGAGUAGCGCACUACGUGACGGCUCCUUGGUUGAUCUGUGUGGUGCCACCCUGCUUUGGCGCACAGGAGAGGGGCUCCUGCGCGCUCCCACCCUGCGUCACCUGGAAGCACUUCGGCAGGAGCUGAAUGCGUCCCGCCCUCAGUGCCCUGUAGGUCUCAGCACACUGGCCUUCCCCAGCCUGCCCCGCAGCCACAGCCUUGAAGAACGACAGCCCUGGGUCUACCUCACCUGCGGCCAUGUCCAUGGACGCCAUGACUGGGGCCAGAGAUCUGAGGGAGAAGAUUUACCAGGAGAGGGUGAAGGCUCCGGAAUCCGCAGAGAAUGUCCCCUGUGCAGGAGUGUGGGUCCCUACGUGCCUCUGUGGCUGGGGUGUGAGCCCGCUGUGUACGUGGACGCCGGAGCUCCCACUCACGGUUUUGUGCCGUGCGGCCACGUCUGCUCAGAGAGGACAGCCAGGUACUGGGCCGAGACACCGCUGCCACACGGGACGCAUGCCUUCAGACCCGUCUGCCCCUUCUGCUCCACUGCCCUCAGCACCCCCGGGUGGACGCGGCUCAUCUUCCAGGGCCCCAUCGACUAGUCGCCACACCACAGCAACCACUAUCACAGUAACAAAAAGAUGCCUGAGCUUCAUUCAUGUCACAAAUGUUGAUUAGUGUUCAGUAUUGAAAGGUAAUUCAUUUGGAUUAUUAACAUUGUGUUACUGACUGAAGCCCUAGGCGGAGGAUUCCUUCCCCUUAUUUCUCCUUCAAUGCUUGUUGAUUGGUUCAGGAUCUGGAGGACAGGUGAAUGAAUAACACAACUGAAUAGUCGAUACUGUCAUGUGACUAUUAAGUCCAGUUCUCUGUCAUAGAGGAGUCUGUUUGUCAUUCUAACCAAACACUACACAAGCUGGUUUCACAAUGCUGCUUCAGAAACGAUGUAUGAAACACAGUAUAAAGGAAACCUUAGUGUCUUAAUCCACUGCAGGUCAGGUUGACUCAGUGAAAUAACAUUAUAUACCAAUAUUCUCUAAUAAUAGGGGUGUAGUAUUUCACUUCUUCGCUUUGAUUACCAACUUCUCACUCUGAUUUCUUUCUAAUUUUGAAAAGGCUAGACGUUGUGAAAUGCUGCUGCUCAAUACCUUCUUUCACUUCGCAAUCCUCACUUUCAUUACCGCAUUAUAUAACACAUCUAGCCUCAACUUUUGCAACAACCCCACCCCCUCCUCCCCUUUCUGCCUUUCACAUUCAGUGAAAUGAAUUUUUUUCCCAGCCACUUAAAUGACCAACUGAUUUAUAUUCAUAGCUUCCUUCUCAGCGGAUAGCAUUAUAAACUUAUGGUAAAUGUGGAAGGAUACAAGGUGGGACUGGAGGCUUUUGCACUGAUGCAGCAUUUCAAUUUCUUAGUGAUUCAUGAAAAGGAAAUUAUAAGUCAUUUUUAUUCAGCAUGUUUUUUUGUGUGUGAAAUCUACACACAGAAACCCCUUUUAAAUGAGACUUCUCGUGUAGUAUUAGGUUGGAAUGAAACCUUGCAGACUCUUUGAUUAGCAUUAAGGAAACUCCACAUACACAUAAAAUAAGCUCCCCUGUCCACUCCAGAUUUCCUCCUGAUCAUCAAGCAGACUGAGUGCAAACAAGGGCUUGGAACUAAACUGGGUAAAAUCCACUUCACAACUCUCUAAAGCAAUAAUAGCACUCUCAUAGAUAAGCUAGAUGUUUUUGCUAUUUUUAGCCAAGAGUUAGGUCAGCGGUUGCUUAAAACAUGGCUGAAAUGGUUUCCAGGUUAAGGGCUCAACCAGAGGUGUGUUCAAUUCAGGAUUUAUUUUUUUAUCUCCGAGUGAGGUCUAAGACCAAUGAUCUAAGUGUGUGUGAUGCAACCAAAGCACUAGAAUAAAGAGUGAACCACUGAGUUAGUGAUGACAUACCUGACAUCUUCCAUUUUAAAUCAUCAUAGAUGCAUGAAGUAGCCCGAUCAUGCCGACAGAAAUCAGCGUGUUUAAGCUGCAGAGGAACACAGCAGUCUGUAUUAUUGUGUUAAUUUGAACACACUUCUGGUUACUGAAUUAUGCUAAACAGGGUCUAUGUUAGUGUGAUGGAGUGUCAAAAAGGUUUGGCCUUGCAUAACCUCAAAAGAUAACCUUUGUUUUUUUUGUUUCAAAGAAAAACUAUUUUGUUAGGAAAUGGGGAGGGAUUUAUUUGGGG
Scomber scombrus (Atlantic mackerel) is the source of this 3198-nucleotide messenger RNA. Its product is annotated as E3 ubiquitin-protein ligase pellino homolog 2. The coding region runs from base 309 to 1595 and encodes 428 amino acids. Gene Ontology annotation, biological process: protein polyubiquitination; regulation of Toll signaling pathway. Gene Ontology annotation, molecular function: ubiquitin protein ligase activity; protein binding. Lineage: Eukaryota; Metazoa; Chordata; Actinopteri; Scombriformes; Scombridae. The transcript is spliced from 7 exons. The record is from RefSeq and is a predicted model, not a curated record.